Molecule: messenger RNA, 650 nt
Organism: Drosophila navojoa
Lineage: Eukaryota; Metazoa; Arthropoda; Insecta; Diptera; Drosophilidae
Gene: Tmem18
Product: transmembrane protein 18
Cellular component (GO): nuclear membrane
Source: RefSeq, a predicted model, not a curated record
UUGUUUACAUUUUUUGUGCGUGGCUACUGCUCGAGCAACUUCGUUGCCUUUUUGUUCAAACUCAAAAAAUAUUGUGAAUAAUUUAUUUGGAAAGUUUACAAAAUGCAUCCCGGGGAAAUCGAAGUUAACGAAAUCACCGGCAUAUGGUCAUUUCUAAUGAGUAUUGAUUGGAAGGAUCCUUGGCUUAUUGGAUUAAUUUUGGUGCAUGUGCUAACGACGAGUACAGCUUUGCUUACACGGAAUUGUACAAACUUUCAAGUUUUUCUAUUUCUUGUACUUUUGUCUUUUGUUUAUUUCUCUGAAAGCAUUAACGAAUAUGCUGCAGCGAAUUGGAAAACAUUCUCUAAGCAACAAUACUUUGAUAACAACGGCCUCUUUAUCUCCACUGUUUUCUCCAUACCCAUUUUAUUAAAUUGCAUGCUGUUAAUUGGCACUUGGCUAUAUAGCUCAACACAAAUCAUGGUCACCCUAAAGACGGCCCAGCUUAAGGAAAGAGCGCGAAGGGAAAACUCUGCUGCAACAACCGCGCCUAUUACGCCAAGUGCGGCUGCUAAAAACUUGAAGGAAGAAUAGAAUAAGGAAUAGCUCCAUAUACCAGUUGUUAAGUGUUUGUCCGAAAAUAUAUAUCAAUGUAAAACGGAAAAGCAAAA